AUGCCCUUCAAUACCCAAAACCAACUUAAAGAUGUCGAUGCAUCCACCUUCGAUAUCGUCAAGGUUGAAGCGUUCCACAACACCAGGCUCGGAACGGUGCUUGCGUACAUAUGGCAAUGGUUCCAGCUAAUACUCAUGCUUGCCAUUUUGGCUGCUGAUACCUACACCUGCGUCAACAUAUUGGUGUUUAAUAGAUGGUCGAGCGGGGAGUAUCAAGUGUACGAGUACAAGGUUGCCAAGUGGAUAUUCACAGGCUGUAUUUUGUUCAGAUACGCCUUGAUGAUCUACCACCUUGCGUGGGGCAUCUAUAUCUACAGAACGAAAAACAUUGCUCUAGCAUACUUGAACAAUGUGGCCAAGCUCAUGUACAGACUACGUCAUUACGACUACCACUGUUUGUUUCAUGAAAUUGAGCAGGAAGGUUUCUUCGACUGGGCGUGUUUCUUGGUGUACGAAGAAAUUGACAAUGCCUUGGAGAUCCUUGUGGCUGAUUUGCCCAGACAGGUGGUGAAUAUCCUCACGUUGCGCUACUAUGCUACUGGAGGUGACCAAAACAACGACAUAUUAGAAAACAUCAGAGCAAUUGCCACCACCAACGUUCGUCUCUCGGUGAUUCUCUCCCUUCAGUUGGCUUCGGUAGCGCUCUUUGCAUUUUUCUUCUUCAAAUUCUUGUUGGGAAUGCUUCUCUAUAUCCCCAUCAGGGUGAAGGUGUCUCAUAAGGGAUUCAAGCUGUUGAAGCUGUACUGCUACGAUAAUGUCAACGAUAAGGUGCGUGCACUCGUGACAAGAAACCACAAGUCGAGAAAGCAAAUUCUCGAGGAAGGCAUAAUGGAUUUGGAGGAGAUUCGCGAGAACCCUCUCCUUGGGUCAGAGUCGCUGUUGGAUUUGUUGACCAAGGAAAUGAGUCUGUCAUUUGUUUCUCAUCAUCACACGGCUGCAACUCUGGCAAGUCUACGAAAGCCUGCUCCUCUAGCGUAUACAUCAACAGCAUUUGCAUCAAGUAAACCAGAGGAGCCCUACAGGGACGUAUCGGGGAACCCAUUUGCAGAUUCCUACGCAAGUCUUCAUAAUAAAACGUCUACGAGAAACCUCUGCCCGAAUGAGCUGUUCACAAACCCAUUUGGAGAUUCCGUGGUUUCUGUACCGCUUGCCACAUAUCCACGAGCAAGAAAUGGGUCAGCCUCGUCGCUAACGGAAAUGCCAUAUCCGUCCAGGAGGCCACCUCCACGCCUGGAACAAUCUGCUGCCUCGCUUCAAACAAUGGAGGCGGCCCCUCUUACCAAGGACGACAGUUUCCAGGAGUUGUACGAGUCACGGGGGUCAAGCUUGUCGUCGACGCCCAGUCAGGAAAAGCCCUCGCACACCCCUUACCCUGUGAGAGGCGUUUCCAUGUAUGGCGCCGAGGAUCUCGACAAAUGA
This is a messenger RNA of Candidozyma auris, 1419 nucleotides long. RefSeq names its product Kch1p (gene KCH1). The coding region runs from base 1 to 1419 and encodes 472 amino acids. Lineage: Eukaryota; Fungi; Ascomycota; Pichiomycetes; Serinales; Metschnikowiaceae. Gene Ontology annotation, molecular function: potassium ion transmembrane transporter activity. Gene Ontology annotation, cellular component: plasma membrane. The transcript has a single exon. Gene Ontology annotation, biological process: potassium ion transmembrane transport. The record is from RefSeq and is a predicted model, not a curated record.